Danio rerio (zebrafish) is the source of this 2792-nucleotide messenger RNA. The record is from RefSeq and is a predicted model, not a curated record. NCBI's taxonomy places the organism in Eukaryota, Metazoa, Chordata, Actinopteri, Cypriniformes, Danionidae.
CGCUGCACACGCAUCCUGAAUGUUUACAAACAUGGUAAUUCAUCUAUUAGUAGGGCUAAUAACUUAGGAGGGCUAAUAAUUUAUCAACUGUAUAAUAAAUGUGGCAUAUGAUUACCGAACCAUCCAAUCCCAAUAUGUGCACUACACAAGCCCCUGUAAAGUACGCAAAACCACACAUCACCCUCCGCCUUCCAUAAGCACCAACACAACCACUAAUGUAUUACAGAGAAUAUGUUGAGAAUUACAUGGAGAAUGGUCAUGGGUUAGAUUACCAGAAAACAUACAUGCUAAUUAAACCAAAUGGAAAGUGUUUUCCAAAUGGAAACAUACAGUAAAUGACGCAUUUGCAAAAGUGUGUUUGAAUUCCGACACAAGACCAUGUGGUUCAGCCUAAGGCCCAACCUCCGAAAGAGCUCAUUGUCAGAAAUGUUGUGGAAAACCAUGAUGUCACAUUAUGCAAAGCACUGGCGGAAAACGUUGAGAGCAAGACUUUGAGCUGGCGUUGAGUCUGGCAUUGAACUGCUGUAGGGUUCAGCUUAACACACUGAAGGGAUGAAAGAUUGGAGACUCAGGUACGUGGGAGUCGGUGUUUUUCCAACCUACAAGUAAUUGUUUUGAACUUUGCACCAUUUAGCAUAUGUGGGUUAUUUCCUGGACAGAUAAAGCUUAUUUUUAUUGAUUUCAAUAGGAAAGUGUCAGUGAUGGCUGUAUUUUUGACAGUGUGUGGGGAAACCCGACACAUGAUGUGACUUUUAACAAUGCUUUACUGAUAAGACACUGAAUAUUGUGCUAUUAGUUUUGUCAUCUGUUUACGUAUUUGUAUUUCUAAGAUAUGAUUGAUCAAAUAAUACUUUUGUUUAUCCACUCAAGAUUCUUUAGAGCUCAGAAUAGCAAAACAGGAGUUGUGUCCGUCACUAUUGAGAAUUCACAAAGGAGCAGCUUCAUGAAAGACUUGGAUUCUCUUCCAGAAAGAAUGAGCACGUUGUCAGAGAAGAUCAAUGGAAGUGAAGUGGAGAGCCAAAGAGAUGCUGCAGAAGACAAGAUUUUCGAUUUCCCACCAUCCUCGAUCAAUCAAAGUCAUCACGUCAGUAACACAUGUUUCAGAGCCAGACCUAAACUGGCUUCAGCUCAUGCUGUACUAUCAUCCAAACUAGAAGAGCCAUCAGAAAUGCUAACAAAUCCUUAUGAGGAAGCGAAACCAGAAGCUCAGGAAUGUGUGGAACCCCUACAGAAACCCAAAGAAGGGACCAAAGAUGAAGAUGCAGAAGAGUGGAGAGUGCAAGAAAAGGUGAUGGCAGACGGAACUUCUGUUGGAAAGGCAUCCAAAGUCACGCUCAAUGCAGCAACUAGGAAAAGCUUAUGGAGAAGCAAGAUUGAACCAAAGGAGAGGCCAAAGGAAGGGAUGCGGGAAAGGCUGAAAGGUAGUUUCGAGAGUAUCGAUGAAAGUAACGAAGGGGAUUUUGGCAGCAAACGAAUACAGAGGAAGAAGAGUUGGAGUUCAAAACAGAGGAAAACACAAACAUUUGGUUCACGGGAUGGAGAGCAUUAUAUGGUGGGAAGUAUGGAAAAAGAUGGCGAGAAAGAAGUCGUUCCACACCCUGUUCUCUCUCGGGUUCUCUUUCACUCCUCAGCUUCAUCAUCCUCCUCCUUCAACAACUCUUCAGCAGAGAGCGAUGAAGUCUUCAGCGAGAGUGAGGAUACAGUUGCCCGGAGGCAGACCAUGAAAAAAUGUCGAUCUUGGAGAACGUUUUUGACCAUGAUGCAAUGGUCCAAGCGUACACAAAGCUCAUGGAUCCAGCUAGCUGGACACCAAGGUAAUGUGAGGCUGAGUGAGGGCGGGGAGGUGCUGAAGAGGUUUUGUGAGGUGGAGGACAUCUGUCUGCAGGCCCUCAUGUCUGAUGCGCUCUGUCAAUUUGUGCCUCAUUAUUUCGGGCACAUCAGCCAGGAUGGAGAGAAAUACAUUCGUCUAGAGGACCUGCUUAGUGGUCUCAAAAACCCUGUCAUAAUGGACUGCAAAAUGGGUGUCCGGACAUACCAAGAGGCUGAAAUCAUUAAGGCCAGGAUCAACCCUAGCGUACGCACUGACAUGUAUCAGAAGAUGGUGAAAGUAGAUCCGGCAGCUCCCACUGAUGAAGAACAUGAACAAAAAGGCAUCACAAAGCUGCGUUACCUUCAGUGGAGGGAUAACAGCAGCUCCACCUCAUCACUGGGCUUCCGCAUAGAAGGGAUAGUGGUGGGGAAUGGUAAAGUAUUACGAGACUUCUACAAGACAUGCACAGAAGCUCAAGUGACAGAAACCCUGUUGUCCUUCACCAGGAGGCAGAUUCAUAUUCUAGAGGCCUACGAAUCCAGAUUACAGGCCCUGUAUGAAACUUUAAAGCAGUCUUCUUUUUUCAACAAACAUGAGAUCAUAGGCAGCUCCUUACUUUUCGUCCACGACCGCAACAACAAAGCCAACAUAUGGAUGAUCGAUUUUGGAAAGACCAUACCAGUCCCAGAGGAUGUCCAGCUCAGCCAUGAUGUCCCCUGGGUGGAAGGAAACCGAGAGGAUGGGUACCUGAUCGGACUGACCUCCCUUAUCUCUCUGGUCAGGGAAGCCAUCAAACAAGCAGGAGAGCAAAGUCAAGAGCAGACACUUUGAUAGUGCCUUUGCAUGAACUCUUGGACUGAUGUCUUUGUGUGGACAUCUAUAAGGGCUAUAAAGCGUUACAGUUAACAGUAUUAAUAAAGCACUUGUGUUGUUAUGAUUGUUUUUUUUUUAUAUUUUACAUUAAAUGGUUUAUAUACUACAA